Molecule: messenger RNA, 1125 nt
Organism: Iphiclides podalirius (scarce swallowtail)
Lineage: Eukaryota; Metazoa; Arthropoda; Insecta; Lepidoptera; Papilionidae
Source: the annotation of a GenBank genome assembly
AUGGCGAAAAUUCGGAAGGACAAAAUCUGGCGGUGGCGCUGCCAAUGGAGCGUUGUGACCGCCGCCGCGGUGGCUUUAGUGGUGUACAACGCGGCCGCCAACAUCUGGCUGUUGCGGCCGCAGUCGUGCCCGACCCGCAGCCUGCCCUCGCCGAGCCCCACGCCCGCGUGCGAGCCGUGCGCGGACGCGGUGAGCUCGGCGCCCAACGACGACCCCGUCGCGCGCGUCGACCUCCGCUUAGGAAGGUGGGACGCCUCCCGCGCCUACCGCCUGUUCGACUACGCGGCCGUCGGCGACGACUACGCGGAGUCCGGCGCCCGCGUGUGCCUCGCCACCCAGAGCUCGAUAGAGCGGCUGCACGAGCUGCUGCGCAUAGCGGCGCACUGGUCCGGCCCGAUUUCCGUGGCGGUGUUCGUGGCCGGCGACGAGCUGCGGCUGCUGCGCGCCUUCGUCACGUGGCUGUUCCGCUGCCAGCCGGAGGUGUACGCCCGGCUGGCCGUGCACGUUGGCACGCCGGCUGGCAGGCCGGGCGCGCAGGGCUCGGUGCCGGAGUGGGCGCGCGACUGCGGCGCGAAGCCCUUGCCGCCCGGCGAGCGGCGGGCGGACACGGUGGCGUGGAGGGCGCGCAACCCCUACCCGCAGAACCAUCUGAGGAACCUCGCCAGGCGGAACUGCCACGCCCCCUACGUGUUUCUGGUGGACGUGGACAUAGUGCCGUCCAGAGGGAUGGCGGAGUCGCUGGACAAGUUCCUCGCCGACGCGCCCAAGUGCGCCCUCUGCGCGUACGUGGUGCCCACUUACGAGCUGGACAAGAGAGUGGCGAAUUUCCCCCCGAACAAAUCCGAACUGCUGAGGCUGUCGAGGAAGAAACUGGCGAUACCUUUCCAUAGGAAAGUGUUCAUCUACAACCAGUACGCGUCUAAUUUUUCAAGGUGGGAGGCGAGCGGUGGAAACGAGAGCUCGGCGACCCACGUGAGCCACAACGUGACCAACUUCGAGCUGCUCUACGAGCCGUUCUACGUCGCACCGGAUACGGUGCCGCCCCACGACGAGCGCUUCCUCGGCUACGGGUUCACGAGGAACACGCAGGUGAGACGCCCUCCAGCCUGGACCCGGUUCCUGGGA